CUUUGAGCUCCAAUGAGCUGUUAAAUUUUCAUUUUGUUAUGUAUGAUUACAGCUGGAGUACCGAGAAGUUUUCUUUUAUUGAGUCCAAGGAACUAAAAAAACGGAUUUACAAGCAGAGAAUUUGUAGGAGGGAAGAACAGUAUAUUCAAUUGUAUGGGAGAUAUUCUGACUGACAAACUCUGUGACAACCUUUUACCAGUGUCGAGCUAAACUGUUGGAAGUGACACCAGAACUUUCUGCAAUGUCCAGGAGAGAACGAGCUGCAGACAUCAGACGUCUUUGAUACCUUCCUGAAAACCCUAGUAGAUUAUACUGCUGUAGAGUUUGAUGGAUGUCGGAAUUUCUCUAUAAACAGACUGUUUGGUUCGUGAGAGAGACCUAUUUGGAGAAGUUAAAGACAGUAUACCAUGAAUAUUUGACCACCCGCAUCUUACAAUUAAAUUCCGAGAGGGGGUAUCAGCAGUCGCUAUGGCAAUAUCAGGGAAUGAUGGUUGUUUACUUAGUCUGUUUCUGACUGUUUUACUGAAAGUUAUUGUGGCACAGAAUUACCAAGUUACUUUUACAAUUGAAGAGGAAAGGGCUCCGGAUAGCUUCGUUGGUGACGUUUCAAAUAGUUUUUCUUCCAACAUUCCACGGGAGGAGAUUGGGCAUAUCAAAUAUGGCUUCCUUCAACAGAACUAUAUCCAGACGUUGUUAACACUGCAGCAGACGUCAGGGAUUUUAUCUACAGCUGUUGUAAUUGAUCGAGAGUCAAAAACUGUCUGCCAGUCUCAGGCAUUAUGUUCAUUCAAUUUUGACAUUGCUGUCAGAUCAUCACGUCCCCAGAGUUCGUUUUUCGAAAUAAUUUCUGUCACCCUUAUUAUAGAAGAUAUAAACGAUAAUGCGCCACUUUUCCCACACAGUCUUGUUCUACUUGAUAUCCCGGAGUCUGCUACUGUUGGAACUUCUUUCCAUAUCGACAGUGCGAUAGAUCUUGAUGCAGGAACAAAUUCAGUUCAAGCUUAUGAAAUCGGUCAACAAAAUGGUAACUUCAGCUUAGAUGUAAUUCGAAAACUUGACGGAAGCUUUACAGUUAAACUUGUUCUCAAAUCAUUGCUGGAUCGAGAAUCAAAGGAUAAAUACAAUGUUGUAAUUAUUGCCAUGGACGGCGGAAAUCCGAAAAAAUUUGGUGCUGUAUCAGUUAAUAUUACUGUUACCGAUGCUAAUGACAAUGCCCCCAUCUUCACUCAGACAAAUUAUAAUAUAACUGUUAGAGAAAAUGUAACUAUUGGAUCUACAGUACUCACAGUCACGGCUCGAGAUAAAGAUAUUGGCAACAAUGGGAAGAUAACGUAUAGAUUAAGUAAAAACCAGUUAGAUGCUAGGGUAAAUAAUAUAUUUGAGAUUUCACAAGAUGAUGGAGAAUUAAAGCUAAAAGAUAAACUUGUAUAUGAAUCGGGGACUUCCUACAAAAUUAUCGUAGAAGCCAGCGACAAUGGUAAACAGCCUCAUGUUACCCAGGCCAUUGUCAAAGUAUAUGUUAUUGAUGUAGGCAAUAAUCCUCCGAGUCUACAAAUUAACCUUCUCGAACAAGGAAACACUAAAUUUAAAAACAUUCUAGAAUCCGCAAAUCCAGGUACAUUUGUUGCUCAUAUAAAUGUUGUUGAUACAGACACUAAUGAAAAUGGAGAAGUCGAAUGUGAAAUCUCAGACAAGAAAUUUGAACUUUUGAGAAUGGGUAGAAAAGGAUAUAAGGCUGUUGUUAAAAGUAAAUUGGAUAGAGAAACACAAGACUUGCAUAAUAUUAUAGUAAGUUGCCAUGACUUUGGGACCCCUUCACUUACUGCCUCGUCCAGCUUUCUUGUAUCAAUUUUAGAUGAAAAUGAUUGUGCUCCGAUCUUUACGCGGCCAAUUUUCACUGGCAUAAUUCCUGAAAAUCACAAAGAAUUCAGAACUUUUGUGCAAAUUAUCGCAUUUGACGAGGACUUGGAUAAAAAUGGGGAAGUCCGAUAUUAUGUUGAUGAGGAAAGCACACCAUACAAAUUCUGGAUUAAUGAAAGAGAUGGUAGUUUACGCGCAGAUCAAGUAUUCGAUCGUGAAGAAACUCCCGUCAUCACAUUCAAAGUUAUUGCUCGAGAUCUUGGAAAGCCGUCUUUGUCUAAUAAAGCAACAGUUCAGCUGACAAUUGAGGAUAAAAAUGACAAUGCUCCAAGGAUUGAUAAUCCGAAAAACUUCUCUGUCACAGAAAAUAAAAACUCUGGAUCGCUUGUUGGGAUUUUAACAGCUACAGACAUUGACGAGGGCAAAAAUGCCCAGAUAAUGUUUGUAAUCAAACCAGAAUUUGAAUUUUCUGUACCUUUCGUUGUCUUUCCAGAUGGAACCAUUAAAACAAAUCGGCAGUUAGAUAGAGAAGAAAAAAGCAAUUACGUGUUCACAGUUGUUGUGUUUGAUCAGGGCACGCCAAGAUUGAAAAGUUCUGCCAAUGUCACAAUUUCAGUCACCGACACAAAUGAUAAUGCACCAAAACUGUACUUUCCUGUCGCCAGCAAUAAAACUGUUGUAGUGCUAAGUGAUGUUAAUCCAGGAUAUAAAGUAACACAAAUUGAAGCAAGAGAUGUUGACGAGGGAGUAAAUACGAUUAUUUCAUAUGAUAUCACAUCAGGAAAUGAAGACGAUCUGUUUGUCAUUGACAAUAAAUUAGGCGGAAUUUAUUUAACAAAGGCUGUUGAGAUUACAAAGAAUCGAACUUUCAAUCUAAAAAUUGCAGUAAAAGAUGGAGGUCAUCCCCAGCAUACGACACACUCCGAUUUAAAAAUCAUCAUGGUUAGAGCCAUUAACGCUACCUCACAGCUUAGAGGAGAUGACAACAAUAGUAACACUUUGAUAGUCGUAAUUGUAGUAAUUCUGACCGCUGUUUUAUCUAUUGUAAUGAUCAUGGUAAUAUGUUUUUUAAGACGUUUCGAUCAUCGGAGUAAAGCGCGAAAAAAUUUGGACAUUGUUGCGCCAGACGAGAAGUAUCCAAAAUGUUAUAUGGAAGAUCCUUCUCAUUAUCUGGACAAUGCGAAAGAUAGUCAUGAACACUUGACCCUGUCGUAUGAGCCUAUGUCAAACAUGAUGUCAUUGAAAAGAAAGGAAGUGAGCUUUGAUAUAGAUGAUCAUUCUGAACACAGUAAUUCCAGAGAUAAUCACAACACAACUAUGUCAACAUUUUCUGUCCCAGAAUCAGAAAAGUUUCAAGGCAUGUCAGUUGUAGAGGAGGGAGAAGAGAGUGUUCCGAACUCUAAACAAGGUCGGCUCAAUAAGUUACAGAUGUUACAGUACCACCAGGCGAUCCUCGAGUCCCAGACACGAGCCUGGCUACAGACACAAGAAGGCCAAGAGGAGGGAAGUAGUUUUGAGGUAACUCUACCAGAUGACAAGUGUAGUGAUACAUCAGAAGAAGUGACAGCAAGUGACAGUGGUAAAGGUGGCAGUGAGGAUGAUAUUCCGUCCAGUCAUUCUAAAGAUCUAAAGACCAGAGUCCAUGGUGUAAUCGUUCCUCCUGGGAAAUUCCAGACUCGUCACUACGUCGCACCAGAAUUCAGACGUCAAGGCAGUCUGCAACGUAAAGCAUGUGACAUAAACUUUGAAGAUAAUCGUGUUCAUUCCCCAGUUAGUCCUCUCACAGACGAUUUGUCGUAUCGGCCAGAAAGCCGCGCUAGUCUUGCAAAUAGUCUUGCAAAUUCCACACCAAGGCCCAACAGUCGGGCGGCCAUGUUUUAUCCAAAUGAUCAUAGCUUUAACAGAACUUUAGACAGUGUAGGGGACCAUGCAACUGACUGGGACUCUGCCUCCUAUGUAUAAAUAUUGUGAUAAAGAUGUGAAAAUGAGACAAAAUUGUGAAAAUAGAAUUUUAAGUGAAUGUGAAAAUUGAGGCAAAUUGUGAAAAUACAGACAAAAUGUUAUAAGAAGAUAGGCAAAUGUGAAAAUUUAGGUAAAAUGUAAAAGAUGCAAAAUGUGAAAAUUGAGAAAAAAUGUGAAAAAUGACACAUUAUGGACAAAAAUGUAAAAAAAAAAUACUCUCAAUAUAAUGCAUCUACAUUGACAAAUGAGAAAUCCCCGGUGAGAUUAGGCAAAAUGACUUAACUGAGAUUAAUCUCAAAGAUAUUUUAGUUCAAUCUGUCGUAGACUGACGAUUAAUGAAAUAAUUAUUGUAUAAAGCUAGAAGUGAAAUUUGAAAAUAUUUCACUAAAUACAAAACUCAGUCAGUAUUAUGUUGAAAUCCUUAGUUGUCAUUAAUUUUUACAUGUUUUGUUUUACAUUAUAUUAAAGUUCUAAAGGAAUUCUAAAUGGGAAUGCCGGGGCAAGAAGAAGUUGUCAGAUGUAUUCUUGUUUAAAAAGUGCUUGAUAAGAUGGUGCUGCUGUGUAGAGCUGUUUAAGUCUACAUGAAAAAAAAGGUCCAUUUUGUGAAGCUGUUAGACCCUACUUGAAAAAAUAGUUCCAUUAUAAAGUUAGGACUGUCACUGUUCAUUGCAAUAUCAAUUUAUUUUUGACAUAGAUGAUUCAAUGAUAUACAAAAAAUAAAUUUCGAAAUACUGAAAUUAAAAGAAAAAAGGCUUGAUUUUCUUUGCAACAAGUUGGUAUUUUCUGUUACUUCACGAAAUACCAUAGAUAUAAAGAAUGUAAGACAUUAGUGUAAAAUCAGUGCCAAUGCUUCAACUGUUCUUUGAGAAAAAGCAGCAACAUGCACUAUGGGUAAAGUAUCCCCUUGAUCCGCCUGCUCGAAACAUACUGAGAAGGCUGAAACUGGGUUAGUGUAUGUGGGUUGAUACUUUAUCCCUUAGUAGGAGGCUGAAAUACUUUAUGCAGAUGCUACAGUGUGGCUUUUCUUACAGAAUGGCUCAUAUAUGAAAUGUGCUUUGUAACAUUAUUAAGCCAAAUAACUUUUUAUUUAAGUACAAUGUCAAAAAUUUGUAAACAUAUGAUUUUUCCUCAUUGUUUUAUUUUUCUACAUCCUUGUUUCAGUUUUACAAAGUGGUAAUUCCCAAAUAAGUCAAAUUUGAAAUGUAAUUCAUAUCCGCAAAACUCAGUACUACGAGCACUAUUAUCUUUAUUGCUAUUUUUAACAUGGGAACUGACAAAAUAUCUUUUUAAAAGACAAUAGUAAAUUGAAAAAAAAGGCAUUUCAAAGAUAUAUCCAUACAGAAGACAUUCCAGCAAAAUUUAAUUUCUUAGAUCAUAAUUAUAUGCACAUAUUGACUAUAAUUGUUGGUAAAACAGUUCUGACACUCUCAGGUAUAUUUCAUUUGGUAAUACAGCAAUUCAUUUGUCGAAUUUUUGUUAUGUUUUAUAUAUUUUGCAUUUGUUAGUAAUGGCUGUACUUUUCAUGACUGUUAUGAUGUGUAGAACUGAACAAAUCCUAAUAAAAUCAACAUGUUUAAUUUUUAGUUUUUACUCAUUGGCUAGAUCUAAAUUGUUUGUUUGCACUGUUUAAAAAAGCAGACAGUUACAUCAUCAUUUUUUUCAGUAUUUAUAGGUUCACAAAACCAGACACUGGACCACUAAAAAAUGAAAUAUGUAAUGUAGAGAAUUAUCCAGCUUUCAAGUUUAAAAUUUCCAGUUUUCAGUUAUUGAACAUUUCUGACUGGUAGUGUUUACGAUGUUUUCAAAUGAUUUGGUAUCGUACUGUUUGCAUACAUCUGGAACAUCUUAUGUUCCUUGUUAACAGAAUUAAUUUCCGCUCACUUAACUUAAUUUGUUUUAGGUUUCGGAAUAAUUACUCCACCCUGACAAAUCUGUGCAUUUUGUGUAUGAUUUGUCUCCCUUGAUUUUCAGUAUUCAAGGGAAGUGAUCAUGUUUAAAAGAGAAGAUUAUAAUUUCAAGAUUUGUUGCCCUUUAUAUACCUCUAGUCAAUAUUGUUAAUUUCAUUCAUUUUUUCAUUGUGUGUAAUCGUAAACUCAUUAACAUUUACUUUAAAUGCAAGAUUUACACAUUAAUCUAUGAUUUAUAAUUAUUUUAAUUUCGCACAGAGAAACACUAGAUGAACCAUUUUUACGGUGCAUUUUACAGUUAUUUUCAGUUCAAAGAAUAAUAUAUGCCAAAGUUACAGAAAAGAAAUAAAGAGAAUAAUUUUUCAGUACAAUAUGAUCUCACCUUUAUAUACAGAAGUAUAUCAUUAUGUCAUGAAGGAUCUUGUCUUUUAAUGUGAGAAAAACAUAUUUAUCAAAGAUAGUCACUGUCUUUAAUGUAAUAAAAGUAAAUCAUUUGAAGUAUUGCUUAACAUUUUUGAAAUACUAAUGUAAGUAUGUACUCAAUGCAGUGUAUAUUUUGUGAAGUGAUAUGUACCUAAAACAGCUAUGUUUGUAAUUUUGAGGAUACCGGUAUAGAAUGCACUCAAAAAACAUUACAUGUCUGCAAAAUGUUAUGAUGCAAAGGGCAUUCAAAAAGUUACAAUACAAAGACAAUAACUAUUUUUCUUGUCAGUCGUAGCACAUAUUUGCUCUAUUAUAUUUAUUAUUUAUUAUGUAAUAAAUACAAGCUGAAAACAUCAUCAAGGUCUGAAAAAAUUAUGCUAAUUUUUUAAUUUGUUCAGAAUUUUUUAGUAUUUCAAGUAAUAACUGUUUAAGAAAGCCAUUGCUCCAGAAUGAAGUACAUGUAACAUGUUGUUAAGUAUUUAACCCACUAAGUACUGGCAGUUGAGCAGAUUAACGUAAAACUGUUAUUUAAUAAGGGUGAACCAAUAAGUUGGCAUGAUCGGUUUAUUUACUACUUGUAGAUAAAAUUUGAAUAUUAUCGUGCCAUCCAUUUGGUUCACCCAUUAAAAUAAAUUGGUUGAUAUUACCUGCCCAAAUGACAGGAUAUCUCCAAUGAUUAGUGUUUUUUCCACCAAAUAACUGACAUGUUAUUCUCAAAUAUUAGUACUUUUUUUCCACCAGAUAAUUGACAUGUUGUCCCCAAUGAUUAGUACUUAUUUUUUCCACUAAAUAACGAAUAUGUUAUGCUCAAAUAUUAGUACUUCUUUUUGCCACCAGAAAAAUAUUGUUCACUUUAUGUCUCACAACAUACAAAAAACCUUGAACAGUUUGUAUGUAGUUGAAUAAGCUGUUUUAUCAAUGAACUUACAUGUAUAUAAAA
Mercenaria mercenaria is the source of this 7092-nucleotide messenger RNA. Its product is annotated as protocadherin beta-15-like. NCBI's taxonomy places the organism in Eukaryota, Metazoa, Mollusca, Bivalvia, Venerida, Veneridae. The record is from RefSeq and is a predicted model, not a curated record. Gene Ontology annotation, cellular component: plasma membrane. Gene Ontology annotation, molecular function: calcium ion binding. Gene Ontology annotation, biological process: homophilic cell-cell adhesion. The coding region runs from base 469 to 3822 and encodes 1117 amino acids. The transcript is spliced from 7 exons.